UACUCUUAUAAACCUUCAACUGCAUAUCGUUCCUCAAUCCAUAAACACCGUGAUGCUAGUCUACUGGUGUAAACAGGGGUACGCUUCAUUAGGCUACUCGAUAUUGGCCGGAAAUUAAACGUGUUGAUGAAACGUUCCGGACGUUUGGUUCCAUACUGAAUUCGAAAGCAAAAUUGGGAUUCAGCAGCAAAGAAAAGGUUGAAGAAGUUUACAGUUUUAAGGCGAUUACAAGAAGAGGACGCAUCGGAUUCAGCAACAACACAGAACAGUUUUUUAUUUCAGUGUCCACUUCAGGAUGUUAUUAACUUCCUUCAUCAGAGUGUCUUCUUCUCUCCCCGUGUUCUAGAAUAAGGAAGAACGUCUUGUUCAUGUAUCUGUCUCUACCGUAGAGAGAAACUAAACCCAAGGAGGAAGAAACAGUGAAGUUUUUAUUGCGCUCCGUCUUUCCCGCGUGCUGAAGUGAAUCAUGCAGCAUCCCUUGGACUUGGGGGCUCACUAUUAUCCCCCGGAGGUUCACCCCGACCACCGCUCCCACUCACACCGCUACCGAAGCUUUAUGAUCGAGGAGAUUCUCACCGACCACCCGGACCACAAGGUGUCUACCCCGGCAGGGGACCUGCUCAAGUUCGGAGUACAAGCUCUGCUCUCGGCGCGGCCAUACCACAACCACCUGGUUUUGAAGGCAGACCAAUCGGGUAUCCUGAAGUUCCCGAUGUCGCCACUCUCCUGCUCACUGGGAUCACCGUUAGGCUCCGCUCUCCUAUCCGGGGCUCCGGGACUCCACGGCGGCUCAGCUUCCCACCACCUCCCGUUGGACCUCCACCUCCGGAGCAAGCUGGAGCACGGCGGAGACGGCAGCAGUAAGACCAAGAAAGGCCGCCGGAGCAGGACGGUCUUCACUGAGCUACAGCUAAUGGGAUUGGAGAAAAGAUUUGAAAAACAGAAGUACCUUUCAACACCAGACAGAAUAGAUCUGGCUGAGUCUCUGGAUCUGAGUCAACUACAAGUCAAGACCUGGUACCAGAACAGACGAAUGAAAUGGAAGAAAAUAGUCCUACAAGGAGGAGGACUGGAAUCUCCAACCAAACCAAAAGGCCGUCCGAAGAAGAACUCUAUCCCGUCGAGCGAGCAGCUUUCGGAGCAGGAGAGGUCUGGAGACGUCGACCGUCAGUCGGACGGUUCUACCUCGUCACAUUCAGACACUAACCAAGAGGAAUAAUAACGUUGGUGCUCCGACUAACUGACAACUCUCUGAAGACGUUCACCAGACGUUCAUACAGCCUCUGGGAUGCGUAAUGGUGGUCGACGGUUGAAUCGAAGUGCCUUUGCCCUUGACUUCGAUAUUUUUGGCACUUACAUAGAGAGACUGAUGUUGGCCUCCCGUAGGAGAGGCGGAACUCUAUUUUUUAUUACUAGUAAUCGUUCUCCAGACACUUCCGCCUUGGGACGAGGUUACUUUUUGUAUGUUAUUGUCACAUCUUCUUUUCGUAAUCAAUGUGUUGUCAAUACCUAUGCUUCCAUCCGCGUCACGCCGAACUAACCGUUACGGAGCGGUAGCGGAGGGAGGGAGGGACACACGUCGAGCAGUAGGUGCACUCUUUCAUUGCCUCCAUUCA
Messenger RNA from Salvelinus fontinalis (brook trout), 1616 nucleotides. RefSeq names its product BARX homeobox 1 (gene barx1). Gene Ontology annotation, biological process: regulation of DNA-templated transcription. The transcript is spliced from 4 exons. NCBI's taxonomy places the organism in Eukaryota, Metazoa, Chordata, Actinopteri, Salmoniformes, Salmonidae. Bases 467 to 1219 code for a protein of 250 amino acids. The record is from RefSeq and is a predicted model, not a curated record. Gene Ontology annotation, molecular function: DNA binding; DNA-binding transcription factor activity, RNA polymerase II-specific.